This is a messenger RNA of Trichechus manatus latirostris (Florida manatee), 1376 nucleotides long. RefSeq names its product ependymin related 1 (gene EPDR1). Bases 192 to 881 code for a protein of 229 amino acids. NCBI's taxonomy places the organism in Eukaryota, Metazoa, Chordata, Mammalia, Sirenia, Trichechidae. The record is from RefSeq and is a predicted model, not a curated record. Gene Ontology annotation, cellular component: extracellular region; lysosome. Gene Ontology annotation, molecular function: calcium ion binding. The transcript is spliced from 3 exons. Gene Ontology annotation, biological process: cell-matrix adhesion.
GGUUCUGGGUCUCAUGUGCCCAUAUCCCAACAGCUGCAAAGGCCGCCGCGGGGACUGGUAGCAACUUCGCCCACAUCACACUCCCGGCAAGUGCGGGGAGCACAGGGCGGAGCCCCACGCUACGCCCGGGUGCCUCAGCGCCCCCUUGGGCUCGGCUUCACUCUAGGGGGAUCGCAGGGGCGGCGGCAGCGAUGCCAUGGCGGGUUUGCCUCCCCGUGGCCCGGGGAUCCCUGGCGGCCUGGCUGCUGGUAGGCCUUUGGGUCUGGGCGCUGGGAGGCCUCUGCGGACUGGGGGCGGCGGCGCGGGGGGCCGAGGGCUCACCGCUCCCGUGCCAGGCGCCGCAGCAGUGGGAGGGGCGCCAGGUUCUGUACCUGCAGAGCAGCAGCCGCAACAGCCGCUCCCUGAUCUCCUACGACGGGCUCAACCAGCGCAUCCGGGUGCUGGACGAGAGGAAGGCGCUUAUACCCUGCAAGAGAUUUUUUGAAUAUAUUCUCCUCUAUAAGGAUAGAGUGAUGUUUCAGAUUGAACAAGCCACCAAGCAGUGCUCAAAGAUUACCCUGCAGGACCCCUGGGAUCCACUCGACAUUCCUCAGAAUUCCACAUUUGAAGAUCAGUACUCCAUCGGGGGGCCUCAGGAGCAGAUAAUGGUCCAGGAGUGGUCCAAUCGGAAAUCGGCCAGAUCAUAUGAAACCUGGAUCGGCAUUUAUACACUCAAGGAUUGUUAUCCUGUGCAGGAAACCUUUACCAAAAAUUAUAGUGUGAUAUUGUCCACCCGGUUCUUCGACAUACACUUAGGCAUUAAAGACCCCUCUGUGUUUACGCCACCGAGCACGUGCCAGACGGCCCAGCCGGAGAGAAUGAGUGAGGACUGCUCCCUGUGACUCGUACACACAGAAAAGACAGCAUCAGGCAUUAUGCGUAGUGACCCCAGCUGGAAAGUGAUUUGAGAUUUGAGGAGAUGAGAAUCGUCACUGGAAAUAAAUACAAUAAUUUUAGGAAGAUGAACAUUUCUGUGUGGUCCCUGUAUGUAUGAUUUUGACUACUCAAUCCAUGUUUACAAAAUGAAAUUGAAUGGUGAAUAUAUGGUAGUAUGAACGGAAUAGAUGGCUGGUAUGGAUACUUUCUAUAUUUCUAAAGCCACAUGGGUUCUGUUUUAUAUGCGCGUGCAGGUAUAUACUAAAUGCGGUGGUGUACAAAGCGGUAAGGAGUUACAGGAGCAGUUUGUCUUGGCGGGAAGGAGUAUUUUAUUACCAACAUUGCUGAUAAUUGAUGUUACUUGGUGAUAAUAGUAAGCAGAAUGAUUUUGGUCAGUUUUAUUAUUAAGUUUUAAAUUCUUUACAGACAGGAAAAAAAAAAAAGACAAAACAAAAAAAAUU